AUGUCCAAAGAUGCAGCCGAUGCCAAGAUCCGCGUCGAUGCGGUGCGCGACAGUGCCGACGACGCCACCGCCGAGGCUGGCAGCAGCAGCACCCAAGUUCAAGCUGGUGUGCGCAACAUCGAAGCCACGACUGUCGCGUGGAACAAGAAUGCCCUCAUCAUCGCAUAUGUGCUCAUCUGGCUAACGUAUUGCGUCGAGGGCUUGCUGGCCAACACGACCAACGCGCUCACACCCUUUGUCACCUCGGACUUUACCCUGCACUCGCUGACGCCGACUGUCGGUAUCCUCAGUAGUGUGAUUGGCGGCGUCACCAACCUCACUCUCGCCAAGAUUCUCGACGUCUUCGGUCGCCCGCAGGGCUACCUCUUCUGCAUCGUCCUGGCCACGGUCGGCAUGAUCAUGAUGGCCGCCUGCAAUAAUGUCGAGGCGUACGCGGCCGCCCAAGUCUUCCAGACGGUGGGCAACAACGGCAUCCAGUACAGCCUGUCGGUAUUUGUCGCCGACACGUCGACGCUACAGAACAGAGGCCUUAUGCAGGCCAUUGUGAGCACGCCCAAUCUCUUUGUCGGCUUUGUCGCCGGACCGAUUGCGUCGGGCUUUGUCCGUGGCCCCGGCUGGCGAUGGGCGUUUGGCAUGUUUACCAUCAUGGUCCCAUGCAUCACGCUGCCUCUCUACGGCAUCCUGGUCAACAACUUCCUCAAGGCCAAGAAACUAGGCCUCGUCACCAAACCCGACAGCAAACGAACGCCCCUGCAGUCACUUCUGCACUACUCUCGCGAAUUCGACGCCAUUGGUUUAAUCCUUCUCUCCGCUGGCGUCGCCCUCUUUCUACUGCCGUUCAAUCUCUACACUCUGCAGGCACGGGGAUGGACCUCGCCUCUAGUCCUCAGCAUGCUCAUUAUUGGCUUUGUCCUCAUCAUCAGCUUUGUGGUGUGGGAAAGAUUCUUCGCGCCAGUCACCUUUAUCCCGUACUCGUUGCUUCUGGACCCAACCGUGUUCGGCGCGUGCAUCUUGUCGGCGACAUUGUUCCUGAGCUACUCGACUUGGAGCGCCUUUUUCCAGUCGUAUCUGCAAGUGGUCAAGGGUCUCAGUAUUGACGAGUCGACCUACGUCAUUCAGACGUACUCAGUCACAUCCGUCGUCUUUGCCGUCGCUGCGGGCGGCUUGAUCCACAAAACCGGCCGAUUCAAGCCGGCAACGCUCUUCGUCGGCGUGCCGCUGAGCGCUUUUGGUCUGGGCCUUUUGAUGCACUUUCGCGACGCGGAUAGCAGUAUUGGCUACGUUGUCAUGUGCCUCAUCUUUAUCGGCAUUGCGGCGGGAACAAUCAUCGUGUGUGAUGAGAUUGCCAUGUUGGCUGCCGGUGCUCAUCAGUAUGUCGCCGUCUGUCUUGCCGUGCUGGGCAUGUUUAGCAAUGUCGGCGGCGCGAUUGGUUUCACUGUGGCAUCGGCCAUCUGGCAAAACACGUUGCCCAACAAAUUGCUCGAGUAUCUGCCCGAGGAGGAUUUGCCCAACUUGCCCAUGAUUUAUGGCGACAUUAACACGCAGCUAUCGUACCCAAUUGGCUCUGCUACCCGAACGGCCAUCCAGCAUGCGUACAGCGAUGCCUAUUUGCGACUGCUGGCUGUCAGCACCGGCGUUUGGGCAUUUGGCUUUGUCGCCGUCAUCAUGUGGCGCAACAUCAAUGUCAUUGGCAUCAAGCAAGCCAAGGGGCAUGUCUGGUGA
Messenger RNA from Cordyceps militaris CM01, 1722 nucleotides. Its product is annotated as siderophore iron transporter mirB. Gene Ontology annotation, molecular function: transmembrane transporter activity. Bases 1 to 1722 code for a protein of 573 amino acids. Gene Ontology annotation, biological process: transmembrane transport. Lineage: Eukaryota; Fungi; Ascomycota; Sordariomycetes; Hypocreales; Cordycipitaceae. The transcript has a single exon. The record is from RefSeq and is a predicted model, not a curated record.